Diaporthe batatas is the source of this 2110-nucleotide messenger RNA. RefSeq lists its product as uncharacterized. Lineage: Eukaryota; Fungi; Ascomycota; Sordariomycetes; Diaporthales; Diaporthaceae. The transcript is spliced from 3 exons. The record is from RefSeq and is a predicted model, not a curated record. The coding region runs from base 374 to 1525 and encodes 383 amino acids.
GCCUACCAAUCUUUACAGGUACAAUCCAGCCAAGCGACCCACGUCAGUUCAGUUGAAGCGGGAUAGCACUAUAUUGUUGCUGCAACAAACUGCAACAAAAACACCCCAAGACACGUCCUCUACUACAUGACACUGCCGCCCCCUCUCUUCUCCCACAUUGUCCACCGUCCACCCCCUCCUUCUUCUUCUUUGCUUCUCGUGAGCGAGCACCCUCUGCCGACGCGACUUGCACGCCAGAGCCGACCCGUGCCAGGCGCCGACCCGUCCCAUCGCUGCACCAGCCCGCUGCUGUCGCGGUGGCGAAUCCACUGUGGCUCGUCCAAGUCGCGUCCCCCCACACAAACGCCCUCGCCCUCACCCACCCUCUCCCAAGAUGAGCGCAACCGCGACGCCAACCAAGCGACGCGUCCUCGGCUCGCUGGACGCAAACGUCCAGAUGUCGCCGAGGUCGCCCGCGCCGGGCGGUGGUGCCAGCCCGCUGAAGAACAAGGCAGGCAGCCGCGAGGCGAGCCUGAGCCUCUCGCGCCGCGCCAGCCCCUCGCCUCGCAAGCAGCAGGUUUCUAGGGACGGGAGCCCCAGGAAGAGGCCGCUGGACGACGCGGCGGCCACGGCCUCAUCGCUGCCGCAGCCCGCUGCCAAGAAGCUGUGCUCUGAUGACGCGGCGGGUGUGGCUGCUGCUGCUGCUGCUGCUGCUGCUGCUUCGACUACGGUUGCAGACGCCCCGGUGAGGCAGCAGACGGCACACGACACCAACGAGAACGAGCCGCCCGCGUCACAGGCCACUACCACCGCUGACCGGCGAUCCCUCUCGCCCGACGCAAGCUCACUCUUUGAUGUCUCUGGCAUCAACACCUCCCAAGAUACCACGAUCACGGAGCCCGACACCGACGCGCCCACCAUUGCUACCACCACUGCGCCUCCCACUGCCGCCGUUGCACCCGCCGCCGCCCCUACACCGUCGCUUUCAAACUCCUUGGCACCACCACAGCUGCUGCCACCACCACCGCCGCAAACGCGUCGGAUAACCAGCCGCGAGGAGCUCAAACAGAAAACCGAAAUUCUCAGAUUACGUCUCAGCCUGGCCAACUACAAGGUCAAAACAGGCCAGAUCGACGUGCCCCUUGACAGGCUGCAGGUCCGGCCCGUCCCCGGGAUGACGCGCCGCAGGACACCGCUGCCCUCCAUGUCGGCGCACACGGUGGAGAGGUCGACGCCCGCGCAGCAGUGGUACCGGCUCGGUAACGAGCGCAAGACCACGGCGGAAACGGCACCGGCGGCACCCACAUCGCUGCCUGCGCAACCGGCGCGUGAGGGGGAGGGGGGCACGAGGGGCAUGUCGCCGCCGGACAAGCAGCCUCUACCGAGAUUGUCGUCGGCUUCCGUGUCCAUCGUGUCGACGCCGCGGCGCGGGCAGCGGGACGCCGAGGAGGAUGCUGAGGAGGAUGAGAGCCUGACGUCCAGCGCGCUCAGGGGAGGGGCGGCCAAGGGGCUGUUGAGCCUCUCACAGGGAUCUGUGGGACGGUGAGGAUGGAUGGUGGUGUUCAAACAUGCCCUUUGGCGCUAAAACUCUUUAUUCUGUUUUUUUUUUUUCAUUCCUCCUCUUUCUUUUCUUUUUGCUCCUACGGUCUGCAACCUGGCCUGCACACGUAUUGGCUGCAGAGAUGGGAGUGGAGCACACUGUUCGGCAUGUGCAUGACGCAAUGAAUGCCUGGCUUGGUACGGAUGCAUUGGGCUGGCUAGAAAUGGACUGGGCAUUGCGGAGGUGGGAAUCUGUGGUAUCGGGGAGCAGAUAAAUGGGAAGUCGAAGACAGCAAUAGAACCUGCUUGUGAUUCGUCCGUUCUGCGCUGCUGUGCUUGGUGAUGGGCAUCAUGCCGGGGUGACACGUCCCAAGGGGGUUCCAGAACAUGCAGCUUGAGCUUGUUGAGGGGCCUGGUCCUGGUCGACUUCCUGCUGAAAAGCAAGUGUGUUUGUCCGGGGCCGGCACAAUGACUCGAGGUGCGCUGGGGGACCGGCGGUGGCGAGAGUCUGACGAGUCGUUUUCCCAGGGUCGUUUAUGCAGGCUGAAGGAUACCACCCUGGUGAGGCGAGGUCGUGGCACCUACAACUGUG